GUGUGCAGUACCAAACCCUCACCCCCGAGUUCGCCGAAAAAGCCUCCCGGCAUCCCGACGUGGUCUAUGCUUUCGACAUUUCCACUCCACCAAGAAACAUCUAUACCAACCGGCCACCACUUUACGCCUCACAUCACACACAGCCCAACAAUGUCAACACGCACGCCGGUGCAGCGCUUGCUGCUGCAACACAACGGCACCACACCACUCACUGCCCUCCUCGCGCCAUACCUCCGGCAAUCAUGCUUGCGACACCAGCCCGCACGCCUCUUCAGCAACACCAACACCUGCAAUGCCGGUGUACGCAAGAAGAAGUCUUUUGCACCCCGAGAGACUUCUCUGAAGCAGCCGUCGCAAAAGUCAUUCGAGGUUAUGAAGAAGGAACAGAUGAAGAAUAUUGAUCAGAUGCCGAAUGAUGUCGGCUUAAUUCCUGGAACUUUCAUCAUGCCCACUGGAAACCAAUUACCCAGUCUUACACAAGACUUCAAGACACGCUACGCACUCGAAAAACACCGCAUCUGGCUUCGCAUGAAGGAAAUAUUCGGCCGCCACUACAUGGGCUACAUGCACGUAAAACCCCGCGCAGACUUCCAAACCUCCAAAAUCCCCUCCAUCUCAAAAGACCUCUACACUGAAAUGUACACGUCCUUUUCCCAAGGAAACCUCGCCCCCAUAAUGCCAAAACUCUGCGAAAAUAUCGCUCAGUCCCUGGAAGCGCGUAUUCACGCCCGCGGCCCAAAUACUGGCAUGAUGUGGUCCCUGCAUCAAUGGCUUGCCGAGCCCAAAGUCGUGUCUCACAAAUACAUGCCCAUGAGUUUGGAGGAUAACAAGGACAAGACACAGCAAACCACCAUCCAACAGGUUGUGGUGAGGAUGCAGAGUUUGCAGAGUUUGAAGAUGGUGAAGAAGGUCAAGCUGGGUGGGAAAGUGGUCGAGGUUAUGGAUGAGCAGAGUAGUCAGGCGAGUCCAAAGGCUGUCACGGAAUAUCUUGUUGUGCAGAGGUUGUGUAAGAGGGGUAAUAUGGGUGAUUGGAUGAUUUGGGGUACGACGACUGAGUCGGAUCCGAAUGAGGCUCUUGCUGAUGCAUGAGGAGACGGUCCCAUAGGCAUGAGGGGCUGGAAGCCACAACAUUUGUACAAUACCAUUUUCAAAAUAUACCACAUUGUAACAUAGCGAGAUAUAAUUCUACGAGCACAUGUUGACCAGCCCA
Messenger RNA from Aureobasidium subglaciale EXF-2481, 1210 nucleotides. RefSeq lists its product as uncharacterized. The record is from RefSeq and is a predicted model, not a curated record. Bases 151 to 1089 code for a protein of 312 amino acids. Lineage: Eukaryota; Fungi; Ascomycota; Dothideomycetes; Dothideales; Saccotheciaceae. Gene Ontology annotation, biological process: protein insertion into mitochondrial inner membrane from matrix. Gene Ontology annotation, cellular component: mitochondrial inner membrane; mitochondrion. The transcript has 3 exons.